Molecule: messenger RNA, 858 nt
Organism: Paramecium tetraurelia
Lineage: Eukaryota; Ciliophora; Oligohymenophorea; Peniculida; Parameciidae
Exons: 4
Source: RefSeq, a predicted model, not a curated record
AUGAAUUAUUCCGCUUUGGCUAAAGAAGUUUUUGAAUUUUAGAAUAAAGUAAGAUAAGAUCCAUCACUAAUUAUUCCGGCUCUAGAAAAUAGGCUCAAAUAUUUCAAAGAUAAAGUCUUGCACUUACCUGGAACUUAAGCUACUAAUACAAAGGAAGGAGCCAAUUCCGUCUAGGAGUGCAUUGAUUUUCUAAAAAAGCAGAAACCUGUUGGACCAUUGACAUAUGAAAAAGGGUUGGAGGAAGCAGCCAGGGAUCAUGCAGAAGAUUUAGGAACUAAUGGUUUGACUGGACAUGAAGGAAGUGAUCAUUCAACUACAAAAUAAAGAAUAGAAAGACAUGGUUAAUGGAAACCAGGGACUAUUGGAGAAAAUAUCAGUUUUGGAAAAUCCACAGCUGAAGAUAUUGUUAUAUAAUUGAUAGUCGAUGAUGGUGUUCCAAGUAGAGGGCACAGAUCUAAUUUCUUUGAACCUGCUUAUAAAUAAGUAGGUAUAUUUGGAGCACCUCAUAAGGCCUUUAAAUUUGUUUUCGUUUUUGAUUUUGCGUCAAAAUUUUCAUAAGGAGGUAAGCCAGAAUAAGAAGGAGAUAAAGAGAAGGAGAAAAAAAAGAAAUCAGAGAAAUAAGAGAAAUAAGUAAUUAAACAGAAAGACGAUGAUGAUGAUGACAAAAAUGAAGGAAAGGAGAAAUUGAUACCAGGUGCAAAGAAGGUUUAAAAGAAAGUUAAAACCACAGUCAAAGGGGGUAAAAAACAUAUUAUAACCACCAAAAUUUAUACUAUGAAUGAUGGUAUAGUUUAAUAUUAUUUUUUUCUUCAUUUUACCACCUAAGAAGUAGUCACUGAAAAAGUGGAAGAUGCAUGA